AUGUCUGCGCUUGGUAUGCCUCCACAUUUGCUUGUCCUAUUUCAAGCUAGGCCUCCUUUACAGCACGUAGACCCUUUACCUAGUAAACCAAUAAGACAAAUUGAUGGUUUGUGUGGAUUUUUGGAUUCUUUUAAUUCCGAAACGCCUCCAAAAAAAGAACCAUUUGAAACACCCAGACAAAGAAGAGAUAAAAGAAAGAGAGAAAGACUUCUUAAAUAUAAAGAGGAACUUAAGAAAAAAGCUUCACAAUACGACCCCUCUUAUGAUCCAAGAUUGGCAAGAGGAGGUACCUCAAGUUGGUUGACCCAUGACCCCUAUAGGACACUGUUCGUAGCAAAUAUCGCAUAUGAUGUCACUGAAAAACAGUUAUCGAAAGAAUUUCAAACCUACGGUAAAAUUAGAAGAGUCCGUAUGAUUCAUGAUCGAAGUAACAAACCGAGAGGAUACGCCUUUAUAGAAUAUGAAUCAGAACGUGAUAUGGUGACUGCUUAUAAAAGGGCAGAUGGUAGAAAAAUAUCAGGAAGACGGGUAAUUGUCGAUGUUGAAAGAGCAAGGACAGUGGAAGGUUGGCUUCCUCGCAGAUUAGGAGGCGGUAAAGGUAAAUCUAGGGGCGCACCGCCCAAAUUUUAUGAUGGAAAGCCUCUUUUGCCAGAUAAGGAUAAAAAAGAUUCACAUAAAGAGUAA
Molecule: messenger RNA, 684 nt
Organism: Theileria annulata
Lineage: Eukaryota; Apicomplexa; Aconoidasida; Piroplasmida; Theileriidae
Product: U1 small nuclear ribonucleoprotein 70 kDa, putative
Exons: 1
Coding region: 1-684 (227 amino acids)
Biological process (GO): mRNA splicing, via spliceosome
Cellular component (GO): precatalytic spliceosome
Molecular function (GO): U1 snRNA binding; mRNA binding
Source: RefSeq, a predicted model, not a curated record